GACCUUUUCGAGCUGUCGUACUUCGGAUAAACGCCAAAUUCAAUCGAGUGGUGGCUGUGUCAUCUCAUCAUCUCCAAUCUCCGCCGCUAAGAUCCGUCUCUCAAUCAAUCCUUCUCCGCGAUGGCGGCUAUAUCACUGUUCUGUAGCUCCACCAAAUUCGCCACCACCAUCACUCCAUGGCGGCCCUAACCCUCACUUCUCUCACUAGUUCCUCCCUUCUCAAACCACCCACUCCUAACCUUGCUUUCUUCACCUCCCGAGCCGUUUCCAAACCUCGCUGCUCAAACACAAGGCCCGUCAUUACCGCCAUGGCCGCGACUCUCAUCGCCGUCGCUCCUCCCAAGGUGGUACCCGCCGUAAUCGUCGGCGGCGGCCGCGUAGGCCAAGCUUUACAAGGCAUGGGCACCGGUCAGGAUUACAUUGUGAAGAGAGGCGACCCUGUUCCCGCUGAUUUUGAAGGUCCAAUCCUCGUUUGCACGAGGAACGACGACCUCGAGGCUGUUCUCGAAGCUACCCCAAAAUCCAGAUGGAGCGUUGUUGUUCACGAUGUAGCAGAUUUGGUGUUUUUCCAGAAUGGGAUGCUGGAGCCGUGGCUUGAGAGCAAAGGGCUGGGCGAUUCUGCAGGCCAGGUGCUGGCCUAUUUCGCCGUGGCGAAGCUUGGAGAAUCUCCCACCGAUGGGAAAACUGAUACCAACCCUGAGGGUCUGACCGCUGCGUAUGGGAAAUGGGCGCCUGCUGUUGCCGAAAGGUUGCUCGCCGGUGGACUGUCUUGCAAGGUUCUUGAUAAAGAAGCUUUUCAGAAGCAAAUGCUGGAGAAGUUGAUCUGGAUAUCGGCUUUCAUGCUUGUUGGAGCUCGCCAUCCAGGGGCAACUGUCGGUUAUGUGGAGAAGGAUUUUCGAUUGGAGGUGUCUAGCCUGAUUAAGGAACUUGCCUCUGCGGCCGCUGCUGAGAAGAACAUAGUGUUUGAUGAAAAUAUAGAGGAAAGAUUGUGUGCUUAUGCAAGGGCGGUAGCCCAUUUUCCCACUGCAGUUAAAGAGUUCAAAUGGAGGAAUGGCUGGUUUUAUUCCAUCUCCGAGAAGGCGAUUGCUGGAGGAAAACCUGAUCCAUGUCCCUUGCACACUGCAUGGCUGAAGGAGAUCAAAGUCAUCUAACCAAUUCGCAAUGAGUAGUAAUCAACAGUGUAUUUUAUCCAGUUUAGCUUUCCUCUAGUUAGUCAUAUAGAGAGAGGGUUGAAUCGGGGAAUUUGCCUUGAUUUCUUUGUGUUAGUUGUCUGGUUACUGAAGUACUCUAAUAUAUGAAUCAUUCAAAAUUAUUGCAAGAGAAAUAUCAUAAACCUUUGUUCAGAAGCCAGUUCAAAUACUGGAAUCAAAC
This is a messenger RNA of Linum tenue, 1371 nucleotides long. Lineage: Eukaryota; Viridiplantae; Streptophyta; Magnoliopsida; Malpighiales; Linaceae. The record is from the annotation of a GenBank genome assembly.